UAUGGAGGCAUACAUGUAAGUCAAAAGGAAAUAAAGGAGGUUUUAACUAGUUAACCAACUGGAAGAAAUUUGUGACCACAAAAAACCUCAAAAAAGGGGAUACAAUAGUAUUCAUGAAGGAGGCUAAUAAUGCCAUAACUGUCGGAAUAGCUAGAAAGCGCAGCAGUGCAUUGAGGGCUCAAAAUGUUAGAGAUGGAUUCAUAAUGGCUAUGGAUGGGCAACCAUUUGAGGUUGCAUAUUACCCACGGUCAUUUGGUCCACAGUAUUGUGUGCCAGCGUCACUUUUCACUGCAGCAUUUGAUGUUGAUUGGAAGGUAGUCACGAGGUUCAAAAUGAAGUUUGAAUCUGAGGAUUCUACAGAUUUUAAAUGGUUCAAGGGGACUGUGACCUCUGUUGACUAUUCUGCAUCUCGAGUUUGGAAAUGUAUGGAGGUUAUAUGGGACGAUCCAAGCCGGACAGAAGACUGUGUGAAUCCCUGGGAUGUCGAGCCAAUAUUUCCCCCACCAAAUAUGCCAGGCCCAGUAAGUUCCAUCAAUUUGCCAGGACUAGACAGUUCCAAAAAAUCUGAUAGUCCUCGGAAAGUUUUUGGUGUAAAGUUGAAUUCUGAGGAGCAGAUAUGGCAUGGUCAAUUAUCUGGGUGCCAAAGGCAGGAAGAAGGAACUCAUGAGGCCCUUGAAUUAAGAGAGGGAGGAUCAGGCUACAUUGGGAAAGGUGUUUCAAAGGCUCUUCAGAAUUUAAACAAAAAUAUAGGCCCUGCUCUCAUUGGCAAGAACAAUGAUGGCCCUCAAAAGAUCUUAGGAGAGCAACUCAAAGAUCUGUACAAGUCAUUUGUGACUCAGAAGCAGUCUCACGGAGUUGUACUGUCUGAUACAAGAAGCCAGUUCUUGGCUGUUGGCAAUGAGUCCGUAAUCAAAUUCUGGGACAUGGAUAGUGUUAACCGCCUGAUGAAUACUGAUGCGGAGGGUGGAUUACUGGCUUCUCGUUGCAUUCUGUUCAAUAAGGAUGGUAUUCUACUGGCUGUCUCAGCAAGUGAGAAUGGUGUUAAAAUACUUGCAAAUGCCAAUGGUGUUCGGCUUAUGCGAUCCAUUGAAAAUCGUUCACUGGAUGCUUCUAGAGUUAAUACUGGAACUGUUGCUAAGGGCGCCAUAAGUUGCACAUUUGGUACUCUUAGUUCAGCUGCUGGAACAAGCAUUGGUGUUGCAGAUAGAAGUGCACAGGGGACGGCUAUGGUUGCGCUGAAUGGGGAUUGUAGAAGUCUGUCAGAUGUGAAACCUAGAAUUACAGAUGAGAUAGAAAAAUCUAAGUUCUGGAAACUGACAGAAAUCAAAGACCCAUCUCAACUUUGUUUCCCUGACAGCUUAUUGUCAGUAAGGAGGGUUGAGAAGGCAAUGAAGGAGAAAAGUUGCAAUGCACUUCUUCUGAAGGUGAAUCGAAUUGGAUCUGAAGCUGAAAAAAUAUCCAAGCAAGUUGGUUGGGGUGUUAUGGCUCGACAUCACAGUGGAGAGACAGAAGAUACUUUCAUUGCUGACCUCCGUUGGUUUGUCAAUGGGACAGGAGCUCCAUGCAGGUCAGAGCGGCUUGCUAAGAACAAUCAGCACAUGCCAAACGAAGAGGAUACCGUCUCAGAAUCAAAUUAUGCAGGAACAAGUUUUUGCACGCCUGUUGAACCCUAUUAGAUUCGGAGAAUAAUGAGCUGGAGACAAAAUGUACUGUGGGAUUUCAGCAUGGAGUUUCACCCGCGCAGUGAAAUGGGUCAGUCAAAAUAAGACCUGAGAGAGACUUGUUAGAACAAUUACAGCAUAAAUGUUUUGUUCAGAUAACCAAGUGUUUUUAGUUAGCACCUGUUUUCUAGAGUCAAGCUCUAAUGAUCUGUUUUGGGUAAUUUACGAACACUCCUUGAAGUUUGCCCUUAUUACCCCCUGCGCAUUUGGUUUGUCUUACCCAAACACCAGUAGCCCUACUGUCUACUGUACAUGAUUGCAAAUGUUUUCACCGGUCUAACACCAUGUAAAAUGACCUGCAUAUCCUUUGAUUUUAUCAGAUGACUAUCAUUCAACCCUACAGAAUUAUAUUUUUACGUCUUUAUCAUUUCUUUCUCUCUCUACUACUCUUGGUAUACAUGUACACACAAUAUAUAUUUUCUUCAUAUUCUGUGUACAUUUCAAUUGGGUUUUCAUCUAUAUACACAGACCAUGGUAUACUUUUCCAAUUGGGUUUUCCAGUAUAUAUUUUCUUCA
Messenger RNA from Cornus florida, 2237 nucleotides. RefSeq lists its product as uncharacterized. Gene Ontology annotation, molecular function: DNA binding; protein binding. The transcript is spliced from 13 exons. NCBI's taxonomy places the organism in Eukaryota, Viridiplantae, Streptophyta, Magnoliopsida, Cornales, Cornaceae. The record is from RefSeq and is a predicted model, not a curated record. Gene Ontology annotation, cellular component: nucleus. Gene Ontology annotation, biological process: response to hormone; regulation of DNA-templated transcription. Bases 114 to 1676 code for a protein of 520 amino acids.